This is a messenger RNA of Silurus meridionalis, 4903 nucleotides long. It is a transcript of the gene klhl3, whose product is annotated as kelch-like family member 3. NCBI's taxonomy places the organism in Eukaryota, Metazoa, Chordata, Actinopteri, Siluriformes, Siluridae. The record is from RefSeq and is a predicted model, not a curated record. The coding region runs from base 306 to 2069 and encodes 587 amino acids. The transcript is spliced from 15 exons. Gene Ontology annotation, molecular function: protein binding.
UGAUUGGACGACGUUGAGCCUGAUCUCACUCGAGGCAGAAGGAGUGAGAGGGUCCUGAGGCUUGACUUUCAGCAUGUAAACAGUAUACAGCUGACAUUCAGACUCCCAGAGGAAGUCAAGCACGUUAGUUCGCGUGUAAUUCUGUGUUUGAGUGGAAUAUAGGAAUAUUAUAUAUAUACAACUCAACGCCAAGAGCGAGACGAAGGGCGCGCGGUUAUGAGGCGCAGCCGCAACCGGUUGGUCGGGAGAGCUAGCUAGCUAGCAUUAGCAGCGCCGCCACCGUUAGCCGCAGUGUUCCAGAAAUAAUGGAGAUGGUCGGGAGCCAAGCUCCAUCCGUGACUGUGUUGGAAUUGGACGAGGAUGGAAAGGAGCCAGGGAUGCACAGCUUCAAUCACCUGCACAUGAGGAAAGCAUUUAGGAUCAUGAAUGACUUGAGAAGCAGGAAGAUGCUUUGUGAUGUGCUGCUGAUAGCCGGUGAAGAGGAGAUUCCUGCCCAUAAAGUGGUGCUGGCUUCCUGUAGCCCCUACUUCUGCGCUAUGUUUACAGGAGAAAUGAGUGAAAGUAAGGCCACAUGUGUUGAAAUAAGGGAUGUGGACGGACUGACUCUCAGGAAAUUGGUGGAUUAUAUUUACACAGCAGAGAUCGAAGUAACAGAGGACAAUGUGCAGGUGCUGCUGCCAGCAGCCAGUUUACUGCAGCUUUUGGAGGUGAGACAGGUGUGUUGUGAGUUCCUGCAGGCCCAGCUCCAUCCCACCAACUGCCUGGGUAUCCGCGCCUUUGCCGACCUUCACACGUGCACAGAGUUGUUCAGUCAGUCUCAUGCCUACGCUGAGCAGCAUUUUAGUGACGUCAUGCUGGGAGAAGAGUUCAGGGGUCUUUCCCUGCAGCAGGUGUGCAGUCUCAUCUCCAGUGACAAGCUGACUGUGUCCACUGAAGAGAAGGUGUUCGAAGCCAUGAUUGCAUGGAUAAAGCACGACAAGGAAGCACGCUUGGUGCACAUGCCGAAACUCAUGGAGCAUGUUCGCCUGCCACUGUUACCUAGAGAUUAUUUGGUUCAGAUUGUUGAAGAGGAGGCUUUGAUAAAAAACAACACCACAUGCAAGGAUUUUCUAAUUGAAGCCAUGAAGUACCACCUGUUACCUGCAGACCAGCGGCACCUCAUAAAGACAGACAGGACUCGGCCUCGCACACCUGUUAGCAUGCCUAAGGUGAUGAUUGUGGUAGGGGGUCAGGCCCCUAAAGCCAUACGCAGUGUUGAGUGCUACGAUUUCCAGGAGGAUCGCUGGUACCAGUUGGCUGAUCUGCCUUCGAGACGCUGUCGAGCAGGAGUGGUGUUUAUGGCAGGAAAGGUUUAUGCAGUUGGGGGCUUUAACGGUUCUCUACGUGUGAGGACCGUGGACGUGUAUGAUGGUGUGAGGGAUCAGUGGAGUGCUGUUCCCAGCAUGCAAGAGCGUCGCAGCACAUUGGGAGCUGCUGUGCUGGGGGACCUGUUGUAUGCUGUUGGGGGCUUUGAUGGCAGUACAGGUUUGUCCUCUGUGGAAGUGUACAACCCCAAGAAUAAUGACUGGGUUUUUGUGGCUCCUAUGAACACUAGGAGAAGCAGUGUGGGGGUUGGAGUGGUGGACGGAAAACUGUAUGCUGUAGGUGGAUAUGAUGGCGCAUCUCGCCAGUGUCUCAGCACCGUAGAAGAGUAUGAUCCAGUAACUAACAAAUGGGACCAUGUAGCCGACAUGAGCACCAGACGCAGUGGAGCAGGUGUAGGUGUACUGAAUGGGCAGUUGUAUGCAGCAGGGGGACAUGAUGGUCCACUUGUGAGGAAGAGCGUAGAGGUGUUUGACCCGAACACUAACGCCUGGAGGCAGGUGUGUGAUAUGAACAUGUGCAGAAGGAAUGCAGGAGUGUGUGCUAUAAACGGCCUGCUGUAUGUUAUCGGUGGAGACGACGGCUCGUGUAAUCUGUCCUCAGUGGAGUUCUACAACCCUGCUACUGACAAAUGGAGUCUGAUUCCCACAAACAUGAGCAACGGACGCAGCUACGCAGGGGUGUCUGUUAUCGACAAGACGGUAUGACUAAGAGCUGUGGUGAGCAGGAGCUCGCUGACUGAAAUGAAGGGCCGAUCUAAACACACCGUCAUUUAACGCUUCCCUGUGAGCGGAGUUUCUCUCUGCCCUGGUCACGCUGAGCCUGCACUCACCACCACGGUGCGUAAAUCAUGCCAGAUCGACCGCUAAAAUGCCCUCACACGUGCUCGAAAUGUGUCAUCUGCUUCUGCUGAUUAUCAGAGGCUGCAAAUCGUCAGCAACAAUGGCCUGGCUGGAGCGAGCAAGGUUUCAAGAUGGGGCAGAAUAAAGUAAAGCGGUCAUUGAGUCUGGCAUACAGAUCUGAACGGCAGCGUUUUAAACUGCAGGUACAGAAUGUACCAUUUUUCUGUCCACUACUACUGAUUUAUAACACACUGUAAAGCCAUUUCUGUCAUCCAGGCACCAUGGAAAUUCCAGGCUGAAUCGGGUCUGCGCUCUAGCAGCCUUGCCAUGAUAUCCAUUCUCCAUCACAGCCGUCUGCCUCAACACCAAUCGUGCGAGCUGAAACAGCUAAAUAUCGUCAGUGACAACCGGAGCAGGACAAGGUGUUGCUCAUGUUCUCAGUGUCAUUUUAAUAUCGCUUUUUUGCAACUUUACAGGGUUUAUCAUGGAAUAGAUGUACUGUACAAGCAACUCUGCGAAGCAACUAAUCCGAGUGUGGUCAUAGCCAGCUGCUUUUUCUGCCAUCUAAUAUUUUGCACAUCUGUGUCAGGACACAGAGAAACAGGUCAUUAACACUAUAUGGAAAUGUGUCAAAUGAAUGUCAAUUCUCUGCAAAUACGCACUUUUAUCAGGCAGCCCUGUUUAUUAAUACACAGAGGAGCCAGUUUAUUAGGUGCACCAGACUUUCCUUAUUUUCUAAGCUGAACUGAGAUGAGUAUCAGGUCACCAGCUAUGAUCUAAAAAGACCUUCAGGAGAAUGUUGUAGGCAAAUACAGUAUUUUUCACUUGAUAAAAGAUGAAACCAUACCCAGCAUGUACAGGUUGUCCAAAUAUACAUGAAGGAGCUGAGCUGUGAUCAUCAAUACUGAGCUGCCAGAGGUGCCAACAUGUACAGGAUAUGCAGUUAGAGGAGAUGGCAAAAAUGUCACCUUUCUGCUUUCUUAGCUGAAGCAGCAACUCAAUAAAAUCAACCUGUUGAAAAAUAAAUGGGAAAAGGUUGAAACCAUACAUAUUUAUGUAAGUGAACUAUGACUUGAACAACCCCAGUCUUGUGAGCCAAAAAGAAAACAAGAAGGCAGGGUCAGUUUAGUGUUUAAAAAAAAAAAAGGAAUUUGCUGUUAUUUGUCAUAUAUUUGGGGAUACAAUUGUUACAAAAAAAAAAAGACACCUCUGGCUGCCCAGAGUUUCUUAGUGGCAGUGUUGGCACGUUUUGCAUCUUCCAGACACUUCACCAGCACAGUUACAGACAGCACAAUUUGUCAGUUGUUCUCAGCACGGACUUCGUAGUGUGCGCUUUGUUGCUAUUACGGCAUCAGUAACAGCAUCAGCAUAUCACUGCUUCAUGCCGCUGUCCAGCCCAAAGUGGUGCUGAGGUUAGAAACUGACCCAGAUGAAAGCGCUGAACAGUGUGAUCAUGUGACCCUAUAAAAUGGCUCAGAAGUGUAACUAAAACUGGUGUACCUUUUAUAUAGAAAGUGCCAACUCUCGCGUGUACCUAUCUCGGGUAUUUGUUUCUCUCUGAUGGACCACUACUUUGUAAACACAUCGACUGAACAGCAUUGACUCAUUAAUAUCAUGAUUAUUGUGUUCUAAAUAGGUUUAACAGCCAGCACACAUUAUAAUGGCAAUAAAUUGUUUGUGAAAUAUUUAUGACUGCGAUCUUGCAAGCACAAUUUGCAAUAGUGCAUAGUAUUAUUUUGACUCAUGAUGCAGUUUAGCUCGCUAUUUCACAUUUUUCUAACAGAUGUAUUUUCUAUAAGAAGAGGACAGUUAGGAGUUUAAACGCAAACAAGCAGCAGCUCGGCUUUUCAAAUCGCAUUUUUACUAAUAAGCUCUGCAGUAUUAUAGUUAAAAUAGGUUUAGAGUCAAUUUUCUGGUGUGAUUCCACAAGCAAUAGGUCAUUAUAUUUAUCAUGAACGAUAAAUAUUGAAAGUGACCGAUUCAUUAGCAGUAUUGUUUACUAUAAACUCAGUAGGUCGAAGAAAGACAGUGUUCAUAUGUCCUGUGUUGUUAUGCAGUUAAAGGUGCAGUUUGUAUUUUUUUUUUUUUACAAAUAAUUUAUUCAAACUAUAGUAAUAAAAAUACAGUUUCUAAGUUAGCUAUGAAGAUAUAAAAGUUAGCUAUGAAUAUGAAACACAAUAUGGCCACACAGUGGAUCUCUGGACUUUCAUAAUUUUAGGUUUCAGUUGGUCAUGUUAGAAAAGGUGUCAUUUUUCACCACGAUUGCAGUCUUUAUUACAGGCAGCAGAGGGUGGUACAAGUUACAAGCUAUUCCUUUUAUUCUUUCAUUCAGUCCAGGAAAUGUUCUGCAAACACGUUCUGCUUGUGUCCGAAGUGACGGUAACACCGCAAUCUAUUAAUGCAGAUGUGUAUUAGCUGAAGCUCUGCGGUUGUGUAACUGAUGUUGCAGUGUGUAAUCUGGUCUUUGAUUAUAUAUACACACACAUCAGAUGUUAAUAUAUUUCUAUAUCUUAAACAAUGUAUCAUGAAAUGAUAUGAACAUGUUCUUUUCACAUAUAAUGAUUUCAGUGACUUGUUUCCCUACAGUGAAAUGUUUGUAUAUCAAAAGUGUUAUGGCAGCGCUGUCCACUAGAGGGCUGCAGUCAUCUUUUCAUCAUCAGCAGUCAUCAGCCAAAUAAAAAACAAGCAAUAUUACAGUA